GCGCUCUGUGCACAUCAUUUAGUAACGAAUCUUGAACCCAAACACAACGAAUAAUCGCGCGCGCACGCGUCGUUUGAAUCAACCAAUCAAAUACAACAACCAACAACAGAAAUGUUUCAGAAAAGGAUUAUUGAACUGUUUACAUUGUUAUUUUAUUGGAUGGUCAUAACGCCAGCGAUCUAUCAAUAUUGUAAAACACAAAAUUGGAUACGAUGGGAUCUGAAUAUACCAUUCCAAUCAUUUUCGGAUCAUGCUACAUUCGCCCUCUGCCUGCUCGCUGGCUAUGUGACCUUUUAUCGCAUUGUCAUCUUCAUCUACAUGAAGCUGAAAGUUUGCGAUGUGAAAAUGUGGCAUCAACUGAAGAAGACACAGGAGGAUCCCGAAUCGCAGUUGAAUGACAAAUCACACUAUCAAGCCGUAUCUACAGAAAACUUGGAUACUGUCGAUGGAACCACAACUGACAAGAUGACGCCAAAAGUGAUACGCACCAUUAGCCAUCCGCUGUUGGUCGAAAGCGAUCUGGCCCGCAUCCACAUUAAGCAUGAGACGCGUCCAUUGCGCAGUGCGACAUUGCCGCGGGAGCAACAACAACAUUUUGGCAAAAAUCAAAUCUCUAGUCCAACGCCCAGUCUACGCUCCGCUCCGCCCGUGCCCGCAACGCCUCCUCGCACUCCGGGCCUGGCCCGCAAGCUUAGCCAUGGUGUCAUCAUGUCUCCAGACGUCUUAAUGGGCACACAUCACAACAUCGCGCACCACUCACAGACAGGGUCAGCGUUUAAGACGUGAACCGAAUGGACAAAGCGAUCAAAAUGAAUCAGCUUCCAAGUAUUAGCAUUAGCUGCACACCAAA
Drosophila innubila is the source of this 850-nucleotide messenger RNA. RefSeq lists its product as uncharacterized. Bases 112 to 786 code for a protein of 224 amino acids. The record is from RefSeq and is a predicted model, not a curated record. The transcript has a single exon. Lineage: Eukaryota; Metazoa; Arthropoda; Insecta; Diptera; Drosophilidae.